Molecule: messenger RNA, 829 nt
Organism: Grammomys surdaster
Lineage: Eukaryota; Metazoa; Chordata; Mammalia; Rodentia; Muridae
Gene: Tmem247
Product: transmembrane protein 247
Exons: 3
Coding region: 119-829 (236 amino acids)
Cellular component (GO): endoplasmic reticulum
Source: RefSeq, a predicted model, not a curated record
GGAAUGUGGCUAUUAUGAGGGUAGGGGAUUAUGAUGGUGGUCAGAACCUGGUGAAGCCAAAUGGUAUUGUCUCAAAAGAUGUCCUGUGGCCCUGGUUGGCAGCAGUGUGGCUAUCUGGAUGGCAGCAGAGGACAGGGAGGUGAUGGAAGCCCGAGGGGCAGGAGAAAGCUGCCCCACCCUCUCCAAGGUGGCACCUGCUGACAGCAUGCCCGAGGGGAAGCCAAAGGCUUCUUUGGACACAGAACCCCCCAAACUAGAACUGCCUACCCUGGAAGAGAAUGUAAUCUGUGAGGACAGAGAUUGCCCAGGGCCCCCUAAGUCACUGUCUCCGAAGUCUGCCCCCACCACCAAGGGUCAGGCUGGCGAUGGACCUGGACUAGAACCCACGGAGCUGCCCCUGCCCCUGGAGACAGAACACCACAACGCGAUGGAGCUGGAGAAGGUGCGCAUGGAGUUUGAACUGACACGCCUCAAGUACCUGCACCAGGAGAACGAGCGGCAGCGGCAGCACGAGGAAGUGAUGGAGCAGCUGCAGCAGCAGCAGCAGGCUUUGCCUCGCCAGUUCUCAGGAGGCCUCCAGGACCUCUUGCUCCCCCAGAACCAAUUCGCCAUGUUCCUCUACUGUUUCAUCUUCAUCCACAUCAUCUACGUUGCCAAGGAGAUGGUCUUCUUUCUCUUCUCCAAGCAUUACCUGUUCUGCCUUGCGGCCAUCUUGCUGUGUUUGAUUAAAACCUUGUGGUCCUACUUCCAAGUGCCGUUGCUUCUUCCAUCGCUGACAAUGCCAUCUGUGCGCCAUCAACAUUCUCCCUCCCAUCACAACCUGGCUUGA